CUUUUCUCUCUAAAUCUUUCUCCAAAUCCAAGUCCCAAAAUCAAAGCCAAGCUCAUUCCAUACGUAAUUUGUAGUGAUUGUAUGUAGUUUUGGAAAUACUAUUUAGAAUAUUUUGCCAAAAAGAUACUUACUAGAGCAUCUCAUGAAAGUUUAAUUUGAUUGAAAGACGAUAAGUUUUGUAGCUACUCAUCCUUCAUCUUAAUAUUGUCAACUGUCUGUUACUAAAGGUACUUAAUUCAAGGAGAAUAACAUGUCGAGAGAACACGAAUUACCCUCUGACUCUGACGAAGAUGAUGAAGAUUACAUUCCUGAUAAAGCUGAGAAUGAUCCAGUGUCAGAAGUUGAUUCAGAAGAUGAUGCUGAAAGUGGUGCAGAAAAUGAAAACGACGAGAACCAGGAAGGUGGCAAAAUUAAGAAAAAGAAACGUGGUGCAGUAAGUAAGGGCAAAGGACGGAAUCGGAAAAGAAAGUUGGAAGAAAGCUCAACAAAGGGAAAAGAAAAAGAAAUUGAUGAGGUGCCAGUGGAGAAGAAGCAAUUGUCUGAAGAAGAAGAAAGGAAGAAAGCAGAUUCUCUGUGGGCUGAUUUUAUGAAAGAUGCAGCAUUUACUCCAAAACCCAAACUACAAAAUUCUACAAACUGUUCAAGGGACAAAUCUCCACCUGUCAUAAAACCAAAAGUGGAAGAAAAAGUGAAGAUAACAAAAGUAUUUGAAUUUGCUGGAGAAGAGGUUAAAGUUGAAAAGGAAGUAUCUAUUGACUCUGCAGAGGCAAGACUCUGUGCAUCUUCCACAGAGAGUUCCAUAAAAGAAUCAAUUCCUUCACUAGCACAUACAGGACGACCAUCUUGGGGUAGGGUUAGUGCACGUUCUGGCUUGGGUGGAAUAUCCUCAGUUCUGGGACAACUUGGCAAAAAGGCAAAGAUCAGCACUCUAGAGAAAUCUAAAUUGGACUGGGAUAAUUUUAAGAAACAGGAAAACCUGGAGGAAGAAAUCACUUCUCAUAACAGGGGGAAGGACGGCUACUUAGAACGACAAGAUUUCCUCCAAAGAGCAGAUCUGCGACAAUUUGAAAUCGAGAAACAACUAAGGAACACUGGUAGACGCAGUGCACGAUGAGCUCUUCCAUUGAACAACGCGAUAUCCUCGUUCUGAUUCACGUGCUUGCUACUAUCUUUUUAUUUCGAGGUUAUUUGUAUCCUCAGUGAAUUCCUUCAGAAUCCUUGAUGUUUUCGGCAACGUAAAGAUCAGCAAAUAUAUUGUGCUUAGAAGAAGACACAGGGAUAGAAAGAAAAGGAGUAAGCAUGCUUAAGGACAGACAAGGACUAAGCAUUCCAGUGUAUUGAAAAUAAUUGAAUAUGUAACGAAUGCCUUGAGAUUUGCUUGGCCCAUGAUCACUGCCUUUCGGAGAGUGAGACAAACGCCUCGGUUUUCUCAUAUUCAUCAUUUUUUACUAGCGCCCUAUGAUAUACUCUUGGUGUUUAAUUUUAUUUUACGACUUAAGCAACUCAGGUAAUGACUUUCUUGACAGUUUAACGCAUCUGCAAAAUGGCGAUAUCCUAUGCUAUCAAUUCGUGUAAUAUAAUAUACGUCUGUAUUGUGGAUACACGUAAUAAUAACAGUAUCUAUUUAUGUCCAAUGCAGGAGUUACCUAAUAAAUUUGAAGACACAUCGAUGA
Messenger RNA from Cephus cinctus (wheat stem sawfly), 1673 nucleotides. RefSeq names its product craniofacial development protein 1 (gene Yeti). The record is from RefSeq and is a predicted model, not a curated record. Bases 251 to 1114 code for a protein of 287 amino acids. The transcript has 2 exons. NCBI's taxonomy places the organism in Eukaryota, Metazoa, Arthropoda, Insecta, Hymenoptera, Cephidae.